This is a messenger RNA of Ostrinia nubilalis (European corn borer), 1089 nucleotides long. RefSeq lists its product as uncharacterized. The coding region runs from base 1 to 1089 and encodes 362 amino acids. The transcript has 3 exons. The record is from RefSeq and is a predicted model, not a curated record. Lineage: Eukaryota; Metazoa; Arthropoda; Insecta; Lepidoptera; Crambidae.
AUGAUUAUACAGCUGGACAUAGACUGGGCGGUCGAAAGUCCGGUCAAAUUCUUACGGUCGACGGUCGACGCCCUUCAGAGGCUAAAAAGCCUCACUGCGGAGGCUAGGGAGAGGGCUGAGGGUGUAUUGGCUCCCGCACUUCAACGGGCUAGCGCCACGCCUCCUCAAGGCAGCAAACGCACUGAGUUGGCUCCUCCUGAAUUUGGGAGGGCCACAAACGAGGUGUCGUCGACUUUAUGCCGGCGUUCUGAGGAACAUGGCGCUGUAUGGCGCCCCAGUCUGGGAGAACGCACUCAACAAGAGGGAGAAUGCUGCCCUUCUGCGCAGACCCCAGCGGGCCAUAGCGCAGAGGGUCGCAAGGACCUACCGCACGGUAGGGCACGCUGCGGCGUGCGUCCUCGCUGGUACUCCUCCUUGGAAGCUAGAAGCUGGGGCUUUGUCUGUCAUCUAUCACUGGAUGGCAGACAAGACCAAGGCGCGUGGAAAGCGCCCGGCCCCGGAGCAGUGCGGCGCCGUCACGAAGACAUGACUCGCGCGCAGUUUGACCGCCAUUGGUCCUGUUCUGGACCAAUGGUUGGAACGACCGCACGGGUUCCUCACGUUCCGUCUGGCGCAGGUGCUGACUGGGCAUGGCUGCUUCGGUUCGUACCUGCAAAGAAUCGGGCGAGAGGAAUCCCCGUGUGCCACAAAUGUGGCGCGGCGGAUGACACGGUGCAGCACACCCUCGCGGUCUGCACAGGCUGGGAGGAGCAGCGUCGUGUCCUCACUGCGGUCGUGGGCCGGGAUCUUUCGCUUCCAAGCCUGGUCAUCGCCAUGCUGGGAAGUGAAGGAUGCUGGAAGGUGGUCGCCUCCUUUUGCGAAGAGGUGAUCCUUCAGAAGGAGGCAGCGGAGCGCGAGCGAGAGAACGAUCCUCUCGCCCCAUCGCUCCGCAGGCGGAGAAGGGGCCGGAGAAGGCAGUUGUACGACCGUUCUACUCUGCCCCCAGGUGGCGGCCAGCAGGCCGGGGGUGCGGGGGCACCCUUGUCACCUUCGUCUGACGGGAACGGCUUGGCGUUUCGGGCAUUCCCGUCGGACAAGGGGGGCGUGUAG